This is a messenger RNA of Vicia villosa (hairy vetch), 1590 nucleotides long. RefSeq lists its product as uncharacterized. Lineage: Eukaryota; Viridiplantae; Streptophyta; Magnoliopsida; Fabales; Fabaceae. Bases 1 to 1590 code for a protein of 529 amino acids. The record is from RefSeq and is a predicted model, not a curated record. Gene Ontology annotation, molecular function: RNA binding. The transcript has a single exon.
AUGUAUCGCGGUGGAUGGAAAGAGGUUUCCUACAAGAAACGGUUCGCCCCGAAAUGGGACACUUUUCCUUUUGGUGGUCGUAAUCGUAACCCGUCUACCUCGCUAGGGGAAGUUACAUCUUUGUUCGUGUCGGAUUUUCCAGAAGGGUCAACAGCUAAGGAUUUGUUUCAGCUCUUUGGGUGUUAUGGUGCGGUGGUGGAGGUGGCAAUUUCACCGAGGAGGAAUUCUUUUGGGAAACGAUUUGGCUUUGCUCGUUUUGUGGAGGUAAUCGAUGGUAGACUCUUAGCUGUGCGUCUGGACAAUAUAAUUAUUGGUGGUAAAAAAAUACAUGUCAAUCUGCCAAGGUUCAAAAGGGAUUCUUACAGGAGAGUAAAGGGUCAUGGGGAGCCUGUGUUGGGCAAGAUUGGGGUUCCACGAAAUAGGUUUCACCCUGUCAGUAAUGGAAUUCCAAGGUCUGAGGCUGGGAAGGGUCACUCUUAUGCUGAGGUCGUGGGAGGGAGACAACAGGAUAACGUAUCGAAAGUGUCGGAGAACAUGUUGGUGCUUCAAUCCUCGGAAGCCUUAAGAGGCCGGUUGGAGAGAGCAUUUGUGGGCAAAGUCCAUAUUCCGGGUUCGGCUCAUAUCAUCCAAACUCAAUUCGAAAUGGAAGGAGUUUUCGCUGUUAAAGUGUCCCCUAUGGGUAGCAAUUGGUGUCUGUUAGAAGAAAAUGAGGAGGGCUUUAUUGAAGAUCUCAUUGGUGAAGGAGAGGUGUGGUGGAAGACUUGGUUUUCGGAGAUCAAAAAAUGGGAACCUGGUGCUGUGGAUCAACAUAGAGAUGUGUGGAUUCGGAUUUACGGGAUCCCUCUCCAUGCUUGGAGUUCUGACUGUUUUACGGCAUUGGCUGAACAAUGGGGGAGAUUCAUAUGCAUUGAUGAAUCCACGGCUAAAGGAGAGGCGUUUGACGUCGCGAGAAUUAUGAUUAACGUGCCUAUUGCUUGUCUGUUUCCUGAUUUUGUCCAUAUUAAUCUUGAUGGACUGGUUUUCAAGCUUUUAAUUAGAGAAGAUGUUCAGGGCCUGUUUAGAACUUCUACUAAGGCACCGGCUGGUUCUUCGUGCAAUAGCAGUUCCUCUGACUCGGUUGCGGAGUGUUGGAGCGAUCAUGAUGGUAAGGUAGGGAGUAUUUCGGACAGCAUUGAACAAUUUUCUGAGAAGAAUUUGGAAGUGGAAAACGUUAAAGUGGAUGGAGUGUUACGGUCCGAUACUAAUGCUGUGAGGGAAUCUACCGCACAUAUUCCGGCUGUCAAGAAGGCUCCUCUGGUAGGCAAUCAUGCUGUUAGAGGAACUUAUUUGGAUGCUGGAUCGACCGGGACAGUUCUGGAGCAGAUUAAGGUGGCAGGCAGUGCGGAUUUUACUGGGACAGCUUUGUCGCCAGUUUUAGUUGCCAGAGGGGAGGUGCAGGCUGAGGCGUCCCAGUCCAAGGUGGGUUGCACAAUAGAAUGUGGGGGAUGUAAUUCUGUUAGGAAAAAAAUAAGGUACAGAUUCAUGGAUGAAGUGGGCAAGAAGUCUUGUAGCGGCAAGGCUGGGAAUAAAGAAAUCGUUACAGUUUUCUGA